Molecule: messenger RNA, 642 nt
Organism: Iphiclides podalirius (scarce swallowtail)
Lineage: Eukaryota; Metazoa; Arthropoda; Insecta; Lepidoptera; Papilionidae
Source: the annotation of a GenBank genome assembly
AUGGCAUACGCCUACUUGUUUAAAUACAUCAUCAUUGGCGACACAGGUGUGGGAAAGUCCUGUCUGCUGUUACAAUUCACAGACAAAAGAUUCCAGCCAGUACAUGAUCUAACCAUUGGUGUGGAAUUUGGAGCCCGCAUGAUUACAAUUGAUGGCAAACAAAUAAAACUACAGAUCUGGGACACAGCAGGGCAGGAGGCAUUUCGGUCGAUUACUCGAUCAUACUAUAGAGGAGCAGCUGGUGCUCUUUUAGUUUAUGAUAUCACCAGGAGAGAUACUUUCAACCACUUAACAACCUGGCUUGAAGAUGCACGACAGCAUUCCAAUUCAAAUAUGGUUAUCAUGUUAAUUGGAAACAAAAGUGAUCUAGAGUCUCGGCGUGAAGUAAAAAAAGAGGAAGGGGAAGCCUUUGCACGUGAACAUGGCCUAGUGUUCAUGGAGACAUCAGCAAAGACUGCUGCAAAUGUUGAAGAGGCAUUCAUUAAUACUGCCAAGGAGAUAUAUGAGAAAAUUCAGGAAGGUGUUUUUGAUAUCAACAAUGAGGCAAAUGGUAUUAAGAUUGGACCGCAGCACUCCACAGCUGGUGGGGCGAGUGGUGCGGGUGGCUCUGGUGCGGGGGGCGCUGCAGGCGGCGGCUGCUGU